CGAAGUCAAAGGCCGCUUGGAAACGGUCCGUAAGGAGUGGGGACAAGAGGGGAUUAAAGAAAUAAACCGACAUAUUACAAAACGUUAAAAUCGAGCAAGCCGUCAGUAAGACACCUUCAGCGACUAAUGACGCUUUUGGAAAUGACGAGCGUUUGAAACGUUUCGGUUAACUCGUCCGCCGGAGGAAGCUCGAAAGAUUUUUUGUUUCGGUCUGGGGUAUAUUCGGGAAUUAGGAGACGCCGUUGCGUGUGCGAUGUGUGCCGCUUUUGUCGGAUGUUUCCCAGUUGCAGUCUGCUGAACUGCGAGGCCUCGGACGGGAGUACUGAGCACAAAAAGUGGACACAGUUAAGGUUUGGCUGAAGGAGUUUUCGGAGUUUGCCGCGGCCUCUCGUUGGAUUUAAACCUCGCCUCACUGAAGACAGCCAUGGAAUCGACGGUGGACGAUGACGCGAUGGAGGCGUGAAUGAGGUUUGGCGCAGCGAGAGCUGAACAAUGCCCAAGGGCGGGGGUCCUAAACCACCCCAGCUGGAGGACUUCCCCCUCAGCACCGACAUGGUGGAGAAGCAGGCGGGGAAGAAGGAUAAAGAUAAAAUCUCUUCAAACAAGACUCCCAAACUGGACAGAGGGGAUGGAGUGAAGGAGAUGAAAGAGAAGGCUCCCAAACGGAAGCUGCCCUUUACCGUCGGAGCCAAUGGAGACCAGAAAGACUCGGACUCAGAGAAGCAAGGCCCGGAGAGGAAGCGCAUUAAAAAGGAGCCCACGAACAGCAGGAAGCCGGGCCUGCCUUUCGGGAUGGGCAUGCCAGGGAUCCGGGCCGGCUACCCCCUCUCCGAGAGGCAGCAGGUGGCCCUGCUCAUGCAGAUGACGGCCGAGGAAUCGGUCAACAGUCCAGACACAACACCAAAGCACCAGUCGCAGUCCAGUCUGGGUCAGAAGGGAACGCCAAACUCUGCCUCAAAAACCAAAGAUAAAGUGAACAAGCGCAACGAGAGGGGCGAGACGCGGCUGCACCGGGCCGCCAUCCGUGGGGAGGUGCGCCGCAUCAAGGAGCUCAUCAGCGAGGGGGCCGACGUGAAUGUAAAGGACUUUGCAGGCUGGACGGCGCUGCACGAGGCCUGUAACCGUGGUUACUACGACGUGGCGAAGCAGCUGCUGGCAGCCGGGGCAGAGGUCAACACAAAGGGUGGGGAUGACGACACCCCUCUCCAUGACGCGUCCAACAACGGGCACUUCAAGGUGGUGAAGUUGCUGUUGCGCUAUGGAGGCGAUCCUCGUCAGAGCAACAGAAAGGGCGAAACGCCAUUGAAAGUAGCAAACUCUCCAACCAUGCUGAAUCUCUUGCUUGGCAAAGGCACUUACACGUCGAGCGAGGAGAGCUCUUCAGAGUCUUCGGAGGAGGAAGAUGCCCCAUCGUUUGCCCCAUCCAGCUCUGUUGAUGGCAAUAACACCGACUCGGAGUUCGAGAAGGGCCUGAAGCUGAAAGGAAAGAGCCUGGAGCCGCCCAAAUCCAUAGCCACGCCUGUGAAGGACGAGUAUGAGUUUGAUGAGGACGACGAGGAAGAGCGGGUCCCCCCUGUGGACGACAAGCACCUGCUAAAGAAAGAAUUCCGCAAGGAUUCCACCAGCAAAGCCAGCAGUUUCAUUUCCAUUCCCAAAAUGGAGGUCAAAACCUAUUCCAAAACCAACUCGCUGACACCAAAGAAGGCCGCGCGGCGCAUCCUGUCCGACACCAACAGCUCGGACGAGGACGAGAGAACCCUGUGCUUCUCCCCGACGCCCACGGCGCGGCAGGCGGCAACGGUGGCUAACUCAAAGAGCCGGGAGCCCGCCGCCCUGACCUCCAAGCAGCAGAAAGACAAGAACAAGGUCAAAAAGAAGAGGAAGAAGGAAACGAAAAAUAGCACCAACAAGGAGGUGCGGUUUGGCAAACUCAAUGACAAAUUCUUCACCUCCGAGUCAGAGAGUGGAGACCUAGAGAGUGAGGAUGAUAAGGGCUCUGUGCAGAGCUCGAACUGUUUAAAGGACUCAUCCGUGUUGAGCCUAAAAGAAUCGUCAGUUUUCAGCUCACUCUCUGGCUCCUCUUCGUCCUCUCAUGGAAGCCUGGGUUCCCAGAAGCAGACCCAGUCACUGGCGGAGCAGCACCCAAAGCAGUGGAGGACGGACGGCUGGAAGACCGUCUCCUCGCCGGCCUGGUCCGAUGUCAGCUCCCUCUCAGACUCUGUCCGAACCCGGCUCUCCAGCGAGUCAGACUACUCGUCAGCGGACUCGAGCGUGGAGUCCAUGAAAGAGGUCAAGAAGAAGCCACAGGACAGCAGGAAAAAGAGCAACAACCCACAUGUUAACGUGUCCGAGAAAAAGAGUUCCUCUGACUUUUACAAGGCCUCCAACUCUGAGGGGGCAGUCUCCAAGACAGACAAAGAUGGCAAAGUGUUGAAAAAACAUAAAGUAAAACACAAACAUAAAAAUAAGGAGAAGGAAAAGGCUCCCAGCCUGGUGCUCAACCAGGACAUGAACGAGAAAUUUGUCAAGAGCUUUUCCUUUGAUUUUGAUGACACACAAAAAUCCCUCAUCGUGGAGUCUGAGUCUCCUACAGAAAACAAAGUCAAGCUCUCCAAGCACGACAAAGACCAUUUUAAAAAGGAAGAGCGGUUGUCUAAAGGUAAAUCAGAGGAGAAAGAUUGGACAUGUGGAAAAGAAACAGUCAGAGCUACUAAAGAAGAGAAAGCCAAGAAAACAAAGGAGUCUACCAAGGAAAAGAUAAUCAAGGAGGAGAAGGAUAAGAGCUUCAAAGCAGAAAAAGACAGAAACCUCAAGGACAAAGAGAAGCCUAAGGAGGAGAAGCAGAAGACCCACAAGGAUGAGAAAAAGAAGAAAUCCAAGGACAAAUCAUCAAAGGUCGACAAAAAGAAUGAGCAAAAAGAGGAGAAACACCUGAAAUCAGAGAAAGAGAAAACCGCAAAGGAGGAGAAGGAAAAAUCAAAAAAGGAAAAGGUGCCCAAAGAGGAGCCAGACUAUGAGGACUAUGAUAUCAAAAGCCGUUUUUUAGACUUUGAGGACAGCAAGCUCAGUGCCUCUGACGACCCCCAUGACCGAUGGGCAUCAGACCUCUCCUCAAACUCCUCACUGUAUGGAGAGGACAGCUGGGAUGCUCCAGUUAAGGAGUACAAAGAAUACAAAGCCAACAAUGCUUUUAAACUGAUCGUCGAGACAGUGAAAGAGGAGAACCGAGAUCGGAAGAAGGACAACAAAAUCAAAGACAAAAAACUAGAACACAGUGAAAAGAAAGAGACUGCUUCUAAAAAGAAAGAAAAGGACUUGUCAGAUAAGGUCACUGAAAAGAAAAAGGACUCAAUGGAUAAACAGAAGCUAAACUCCACCUACUCGUCAGAAAAGGAGAAAAAGAGGAAAGAGUCUGCGGAAAGCUUCAAGGAGAAAAAAGAGAAGGACUCCAUAGACAGCAGCAGGGAAAGGAAAGAUUCCUAUGAAUUCACUAAGGAGAGGAAGGAUUCCAAACUUAAACAAGACGAUGUGUCAAGAGACGAGUAUGGAAGCGAACCCUUUUUCAAAGACAAAUCCGAGACCGAAGCCAUUGGCAAACUGUCAGAGCCAAGAGAAAGGAACCACUCUGGAAAAGAGAGAGAGAAGAAGGGAGAAGGUGUGGAAAAAGAAAAGAAGGACAAAUCUAAAGGUGAUAAACACAAAGAGAAGCCUAAAGACAAGGACAGAAAUUUCCUGGAUGCAGAGAAAGAUAAAGCAGAAAAAGGCUCUGCAGAGAAGGCUCUAAAGGAGAAAGACUCGGAUCGAACCUCCAAGGACAAAAAAGAGGGUAUGAAAGAAAAGCACAAAGACUCUCACAGCAAAGACAAGGAGAGGAAAAUGUCCUCGGAACAGAGCAAAGACAAGAAGGAGAAAGCCUCCCAAGACAAGCACGCGGACAGAGAGAAGGACUUCCUUGAGGCAAAGAAGGAAGAGAGAAAGCCUGAGAAGGCGAGAGAAAAGACGUGGUACAAGAUUGCAGACAUCUUCACAGAUGAAAGUGAGGAUGAGGAGGACAGUUACAACGGGGGUGUCCUCAAGCUCAGCGAUUCCCUUGGUCUUUCAGAUUCCCACCGAAAAGACUCCACACCGGAUCGGGAUGAUAUUGAACUCUUCCAAAGCGACAAGCACAGGAAGUACUCUGCAGACGGGAAGCAACACUCCACAGAGAAAAUGAAAGAAAAGGAGUACAAGGACAAGAAGAAAGACAAAGCCUUGUUUGACAGUGGCAAAGAGAGAAAGGGCUCUUUAGAGAAACACAAAGACAAAAAAGAGAAGGAUUCUGGAGAUGGGAAGCAUAAGGAGCGCAAAGAGCGGGCAUCUGUCGACUCCAACCAGGAGAAGAAAAACAAGCAGAAGAUGCUGGAGAAGAGGCACUCAAGCGAGGAGAAGCCCAAGGGCAAGUACAAGGAAAAGCCUGACAAAGAUCACUCAAAGGACAGGAAGCCCUCCAAGGGAAGUGGUGAGAAUGAGAAAUCCCUCCUGGAGAAGCUGGAGGAGGAGGCCUUGAACGACUACAAGGAUGACUUCAACGACAAGAUCAGCGAGAUCUCUUCAGACAGCUUCACAGACCGGGGCCACGAGCUUAGCAGCUUCUACGACUCAUCCAACAUCAGCCUGCCGGACAUAUCCGAGGAGAGGAGAGACUCGCUCUCUGUGUCCUACCCACAGGACAAGUUCAGAGAAAAAGAGAGGCACCGGCAUUCAUCCUCAUCCUCUUCCAAGAAGAGCCAUGAUAAGGAAAAGGACAAAGUCAAGAAGGACAAAACGGACAAGCGCGACAAAUCGGAGGAGAUCAAGGAGACCUAUGGGCGCAGAGAGAGCCUGCCCUUUGAGAAGGAACCUAUGCCUCUGGAGGCUGAUCCGUAUACUUUCCCCUAUGGAGCCAAGCCUGAUGGAGAGGAUGAUCUAGACAAGACCCUGGAGUUUGAGAAGGAGAUGUCUAAAAAAGCGGACAAGGAUAAAGCUUGCAGUGUCAUAACCAGUGAGAAGAUCAAAGACAAAAAGAAGAAAGAGAAACACAAGGAGAAAGUAAAGGAAGACAAACACAAAUACACAGAUGGCUUCGCUUCCUUGAAACACUCAAAGGAAGACCAGAAAACUGUAUCCAAAGAGAGUCCCCAGGUGUCAAGUUUGAAAGAGAAGUCUAAAGAGGACAGCCCCAAGUUUGAAGCUAAAAACAAGGACAGAAGUAAAGAUGUUUUGGACAAAGAUGGAAAAGCAGAUUACACAAAGUCCAAGCUGAAAGAAGAGAAUGACAGGGUUAAUCAGUCAAGAGAGGCAGCUCGAAAAGACACUCGUCCUCGGGAGAAGCUGCUGGUGGACGGUGUUCACAGGUUGACGAGCUUCGGUAAAAUGCUGAGUCAGAAGGACCAGGAAAUCGAAGAGCGACAUAAAAGGCACAAGGAGAGAAUGAAGCAAAUGGAGAAGCUGAGGCACAGGUCAGGGGAUCCUAAACUGAAAGAUAAAGCCAAGCCUGGUGAGGACCUGCGGAAGAGCCGUGCCGAUUUAACAUUGAAGAAAUCAAGUCCUUUAGAAACCGCAUUGAAAGACAAGAAGCCUAAAGACCCAGGCCUUCCGGCACAAAUGAUGUCACCUGACCGAAAAUCACAGCCAAUGGACAGUCAGAAUUCAAAAGACUGGCUGGUGGGACAUCCAAUGAAGGAGAACCUCCCUGCUUCUCCAAGGCCUGACCAGAACAGGCCAACUGGCGUACCCGCUCCCGCCUCUGUGAUCUCAUGCCCCAGUUACGAAGAGGUCAUGCAGACUCCGCGCACACCAUCUUGCAGUGCAGAAGAUUACCCAGACCUCAUGUUUGACAGUAUAGACUGCCAGAACUCAUCCGCUAUGUCCAUGAAUGCUUGCUCUCCAUCCUUCUUCGAUAGGUAUUCCAACACACCGCAUGGCGUCCAGGAAAAUGCCUGCCUGACUCCCAUGAAGAAUCUUCAAAUGCCCGUUCUGAGUCGGUCAGCCUCGGUUGACAGCAGAAGGCCUUUCGAUGAGGAUUUCAAAGCAGAUGCUGAUAAGUUCCUCCGACAGCAGAGCGUGCCAGCCGCCUCUGAGUUGGAGUCCACCUCAGUUCCUCAUCCCCUCGAAGAUAAGCUGAUGUCUGACAGGCUUGACUGCCUGUCUCCUCCUUGCUUUUCCCCUCACAUUGGGAGACCCUCUCCGAGGCCAGAGCCAGCCCAAACCGCACUGGAUGGGGCCUCCACAGCUAUCGCCACCACAGACAGCAAUGAACACCUCCCUGAGAGCAUAUAUGGCAACUUCCUCUCCAAGCCCUCAACUCCAGUGCACAGGCCAGAACCCCAGGAGCCUUGUCUGGACAUCGCUGCCCCCCCUACCCCCGCCCCUGCUGCCCUGCCCCCUCUAGAUAUUGACGAGCUGUCAGAACCACAUCAUCCUCUGCCUCUGUCACCGCAUGAUGAACCCAGCCUCGUCGCAUCAGAUCCUGUGAGUGGCGCUGACUUCCUGCCACCAGUUUCAGAGGAACAAGAUGGGGAGGAUGAGGAUGUGGAGGAAGAAGAAGAAGAGGAGGAGGAGGAAGAAGAUGAUCCAGAGGAGCUGGAGGAAAACGAAGACCCUCCGGCCAUGGAGACGGAGCCCACGAGAGGGGAUGGUACUUGUGAUCCGCAUGUUGCAGAGCCAGUGAAAAAGGAGUGGGUAGACUCUCCAGACAGAAGGGAUACAGAGGCCACUCUCCCACUUUCACCCACUCAUCCCCCUGUGAGCCUUAUUGAGAACGCCAGCGACCACUCAGUCAGCUGGACAGUCCACUCUGAUAUGCUCCUCAAAUCUCCCCAAAGGCCUUUCAUGGAGUUGCCAUCCGCUCCUAAGGGCAGCCCCUUCCCACAGCCAGAGAGCAGCCUGCAGCAGCAGUUCUCCACAUCACUGCCCUGUCCCCCAUCAGCAGCCUCACCCUACUCAGGCUUUCCCAGGCCUUACUGCCCCGCGCAUAUCCCUGAGUCCGACUACGAGGUGCAUAAAGACACCGCCGAAGACAUGCCUGCCCCAGCAAAGCCUGUUGAGGCACCUGGAGAGUCAGAGUCCAGCUUCAUUUCCUCUUCCUCCACCCGGCUUGAGUCCUUCUUCCCUGACUGCAAGCCCGCACCUGAGUCUGCGUGCUUAGCAGCAGAAAACAGGCAGGACUCUCUCGGCUACAUUCCUGAGAGUAGCAUGGCCCCUGCUGUGAACCUUGACCCAGUGGUGCCCUGGGCAGACCCUUUUGCUCCUCCUCCAGUGGACGAUCUGGAUGACUUCUUCUCCUUGCCAGAGCUGCCUGUGCAAGACAAGGAAGUCCAGGAGCCCGUCGUGACAAACCCUGAUCUGCCAGACCAAAAACAUCCUCUCACUGAAGCUGCAUCUCCAGCCAAUGAGAUGAGAGAGGACCCGGAGCUGGCGGAGCUGGACCUGCCCAGCCUAUCGCAGGUGCCCUCCGCGUCUGCUGUUGUGCCGCUCAGCGAGCCUGGGCAGAAAUGUGGCACGCCCUCGCGGGACAGCAGCAGGAUGGAACAGGAGCAGGAGCCGGAGCCACAGAAAGUUCCAGAAAACGACUCUGCUGAAGUGGCAGGCCCAGAGGAGAAGGCGGUAUUUGAGGAGGGAUGUGAAAGUGACCGAAACCCACCCUUGUCCACCAUCGAUGCCAGCAGCAGCCAGGAGCCCUCACUGAUAGCCCCCGCAGCGGAUGCGCCCACACCGAUAGCUGCAGCACCUUGCCCAGACAUGGCGACCCCUGUGGAAACGGACACCAGUGAGCAAACUCCAGCAACCACAGCGGCAGCACAGACCAGCCCUGUGUGCUCUGUCCCUGUGACACCUGUGGUGAUGCAGUCCAGCAUGGACCAGGUGCCCGAGUCCUGUGACUCGGCACCCUCUGUGCCAGCUGUUACAGCCACCCCAGCACCCACAGAGGUUCCCAAGAAGGUGGAAGAGAUACCUCAAAGAAUGACCCGGAACCGGGCCCAGAUGCUGGCCAACCAGAGCAAGCAGAACACGGCUGCGGUCAGCGCCGGCACAACGUCGUCCGCCCCAGCUCCCAGCACCACCAGCACGGCCACCACUGUCGCCGCCGCCUCCGCCCCUGCGGAGAAAGAGGAGUCCGCCACCGCCCCCAGCUCCGCCCUGGUGCCCCCCGCCGUCAUCAGUAAGAACAAAGGGCGUCCCGCCGAGGAAGACGACGCCCAGGCGCAACACCCGCGCAAGAGGAAGUUCCCCCGCUCCGGCCCCCAGCAGGUGCAGGUGCAGCUGGUCAACACAGCCAUGCAGCAGACGAGGGAGAUGAUCCAGCAGACGCUGGCCGUCAUCGUCAACGCCAUCAAGCUGGACGACAUCGAGCCCUACCACAGCGACCGCUCCAAUCCCUACUUCGAGUACCUGCAGAUCCGCAAGAAGAUCGAGGAGAAGAGGAAGAUCCUGUGCUACAUCUCCCCGCAGGCUCCGCAGUGUUACGCCGAGUACGUGACCUACACCGGCUCCUACCUGCUGGACGGCAAGCCCCUCAGCAAGCUGCACAUCCCUGUGAUCGCUCCACCUCCGUCCCUGUCGGAGCCCCUGAAGGAGCUCUUCAGACAGCAGGAGGCGGUGAGAGGGAAACUGAGACUGCAGCACAGCAUCGAGCGGGAAAAGCUGAUUGUGUCAUGUGAACAGGAAGUUCUGAGGGUGCAUUGCCGUGCAGCAAGGACGAUAGCCAAUCAGGCCGUCCCUUUUAGCGCCUGCACCAUGCUGCUGGACUCGGAGGUGUACAACAUGCCAUCAGAGAGUCAGGGCGAUGAGAACAAGUCAGUGAGAGAUCGCUUCAACGCCCGUCAGUUCAUUUCCUGGAUUCAAGACGUAGACGACAAGUACGACCGCAUGAAGACAUGCCUGCUGAUGCGGCAGCAGCACGAGGCGGCCGCGCUCAACGCCGUGCAGAGGAUGGAGUGGCAACUCAAGGUGCAGGAGCUGGACCCUGCCGGACACAAGUCCCUGUGCGUCAACGAGGUCCCCUCCUUCUACGUGCCAAUGGUUGACGUCAACGACGACUUCGUGCUGUUGCCGGCGUGACACGAACUCGCACACACAAGCUGUCGAAUAUCACCGCUCAAAAAGACACCCAACAGACUGUAUGGUAAGGGCUAGCCAGUUUGAAAAGGAAUAUUCUUUCUCGAGGAAAAAAAAAGUCUAUAUUAUAUAUAAAAAGAAAAACAAACAAAAAAAAGGAACUUGCUUAUGAUUCCCUCCUUCGAGAGGAGGAAGCAUCUUUUUACCCGGGAAAACACGACUUGCACUUUCAUCCUACAAGUUUUUAUGCUUUUGUUCAGAGAAAGCAAAAUGGCUUUGCUUUGAAGCUCAAACCCUCUGUCUGAUUAUUAUUUUAAUUUUUUUUUUUGGAAAAUGGGUACAAUAAGAUAUUUUUCCUUCGUUUUUGGUUCCACAAAACACAAUGAGACAAAUGGAGGAGGGGGGGGCGGGGAAAUAUGCAGCGGACGGAACCGCAGCGAACAGAGCUUCAGAGGUGGGCGGAGCCGAAGGGGUUUGUGUAUCAGGGGGAGCUCCUCCCCCUGAUCCCCACACCUGCCCCGGGAGGCAGGAAUCUGGCGGCCCUAUAACGGCACAGCGUCGGGGCCCGGCGGCCCGCUAGCGCCAAGACACAGCGCAGGAGAACAGGAGGGCGUGUCCGUUUCACAGGCCCUCCGUGCGGGGCGGAGAGACUCCGCACCCUCAGCCCUGCGGCGUCAGCAGAGGAGGGAGAGCGGCAACCGGAGCAGCCUGCAGGAGUCCCUCAUCACUGGUUUGCAUGCAGGGUUCAAUCAGCCUCUACCUUUACACACCUGUUCACUGCAAACAA
Molecule: messenger RNA, 9862 nt
Organism: Megalops cyprinoides (Indo-Pacific tarpon)
Lineage: Eukaryota; Metazoa; Chordata; Actinopteri; Elopiformes; Megalopidae
Gene: ankrd11
Product: ankyrin repeat domain 11
Exons: 13
Coding region: 493-9078 (2861 amino acids)
Biological process (GO): anatomical structure morphogenesis
Cellular component (GO): nucleus
Molecular function (GO): protein binding
Source: RefSeq, a predicted model, not a curated record